Molecule: messenger RNA, 670 nt
Organism: Daldinia caldariorum
Lineage: Eukaryota; Fungi; Ascomycota; Sordariomycetes; Xylariales; Hypoxylaceae
Exons: 2
Coding region: 254-589 (111 amino acids)
Source: RefSeq, a predicted model, not a curated record
AAAAAAGGCCAAAAGCUAUUUUCGAAAUUCCGCAACCCUCACGGAGGACUUGUAUAGGGCUAUUGGGAAGGUACCUAGUUUUCGGGGGGACGGAGUAAAGAGGGGAAGGUGGAAUUCAGGAUUCCCGUAUAUUUAUGCUGGGAAGGGGAACCGUUAUUGCGGUGGUCGUGUAUCUGGUGGUUUCCUCUCAUAUCGAUGCUCAUUCGUGUCUUUCGCUAAUAGCGAGCGCGACCCUCUCGGCCAUCUUCUUUGGAUGCAUAAGCAUAUACGGAAAUGCUUACAGAGAUGGGUCGGCAUUGAAAUAUCCGGAGUUGGUUUCCUGUUUCUCGUAUUGCUGUUCUUGAGUUGGAAGUCGUCCUUUGUUAUUCGAUAUCCCCCCCUCGUUCGUAUCAUACGUACCAUACCAAUCUAUAUAGCGUUGGCUGGUUUGUGGGACCUGGUUUUCAGCUUUCAGCCGCUAGAUCUUGUAUUGUAUCAUACUAACGCGCGCGGCGUUUGUCCGUCUAAGCCAAUCCUUUUCAUUUGCUCCUCGUGUUUAAGCCCUGUUGCCUCGAUUUUAGUGCGAACUAUUUCUUCAUUUUCAUUUUAGGUGGUGACCAAUUUUUCAUGGAUACCUAUACGGUGUAAGUGUGGAAGAAGUAAGCUGAGGUGGGACUCUAUAGAGUAGAGU